This is a messenger RNA of Saccharomyces paradoxus, 2349 nucleotides long. It is a transcript of the gene EFR3, whose product is annotated as Efr3p. The record is from RefSeq and is a predicted model, not a curated record. NCBI's taxonomy places the organism in Eukaryota, Fungi, Ascomycota, Saccharomycetes, Saccharomycetales, Saccharomycetaceae. The transcript has a single exon. The coding region runs from base 1 to 2349 and encodes 782 amino acids. Gene Ontology annotation, biological process: protein localization to plasma membrane. Gene Ontology annotation, cellular component: plasma membrane.
AUGCAAUUGUCUAUGCGGAUGAUGUUCACACCAAAACAUCAAAAACUGGUCAAUCAAUGUUAUCCUACAGGAAGGACCACUGAUAAGAAGCCCAAGUCUUCGGAAACUUCAUAUUUGCUAUAUUAUGUUAAUUCAAGACGUAGCAAAUUGGAAAAAGUCAGCACUUACCUAAUUAAGCGCUCCACUUCUGACUUGAACCAUCGUCGCAUAGGGAACAUAGCUGUUACAUUAGAUUUGAUGAACAAAAUUGUUUUGCAUUGCAAGGAGAAUUUGAAUGUGUUUGUUAAAGACUUUUUGUAUAUUAUGAACAAAGUUCUUUCCAAUAACAAUUUCAACAAUGACGUAUCCGUGGUGGAAUUGGUAGAACUAGCUUUUAGCAGCAUAUGUCUGAACUUGGACGACGUCUUGUGUAAUGGUGAUAUGGAAUUCGUCCAGUUAUACCAGAAUUUUGUUGAUCUUUUUUUCAAAAUAGUUACUGAAAGAAUUCAUAAUGAUGAUAUGCUGCUGAAAUGCUGUAUCGAUAUAUCAAACACAAAUAGUGUUUCAAGUAACCCACAAUUACACCACUUUGUUUCAAAAUCUGUUGCGUAUACUAUUUCAAAGUUCCAAGAGAGAAAUCCGAAAUUCAAAACCUUGUCAUUGGAAGCAGCUGUGGAGAGUAAUUUAGGAAAAAGGCUAAGUCGAACACAAACUCGCACGAUUGGGUUGGAUAAGGCCGCUGAAGGCAAUCACGACCUUUCCGUAAGAGCCUUGCAAUCCUAUUUCAACACAACCGAAACAGAUAAAUUAAAUCUGUCCAUUCGCACUUUGUUGCACUGCCUGCAAAAUACGCCUAAUAAGGAACUGCUAGAGUUUAUAUGCAACGGUAUACCUGUUCAGCUACGAUAUAUUGUUAUUCUUCUUUUGGUUAGACAGCUAAGCGACAAGGAUAAAAAUGUGAAUCCGAUUGUUUCUUUGAAAUUGAUGUCAUCAUUACUUGUCUCAGAUGUCAGUAUAGUGGGCCUGAGUGUCCUUGAUAUAAUGAGGAAACUUUUAAAUUUCCAGUUGAAAAACACGAGUGAUAAAGAAGUUGUGGCACAGGCUUGUAUUACCAUGACAGACCUCAAUCAUAAAACUUAUUACGCUGAACAGACUUCAGACAUGUUAUACGAACUGCUACUUAAAUUGAAAAGUGACACUAUCAAGAAUGUUGAAAAGAAUGCAGUUGUGGAAGAUAUUGAUUUCCUCGUUGAACACAUUACACAGCCAAGUAUUAGUUUAGAACUAUUCAUCGACUUGGCCCAUUACAUGAAAAACCAUAUUAUAUGUUUAUUUACUAUUGUGGAAACUGAGGUUCCAAGCAACAUCGUCUUUUCAAAACUGUACUCAUUAUUACGUGAACUGGAUUCACAUGGUGUACAAAAAGGAAUGAUGGAAGGGAUUUUUGAUAAGUAUGGGAAAAUGGCACUAUUAUCCGGUUUACAUUAUUUUCUAGAGAACGUUUCUGAGCCUGAAUAUGCCUAUUAUUUGUACCAUUUACAGGCAGCUAACUUUUUAAAACUAAAUGACUAUAAGUCACAAACUGAGUACAAAAUGCAAACUAAAACGUUGUUUACCAAGGAAGAUUUGCUGUCCUACUAUUCUGAUACUGGUUCAAACAAAUACAGCAAGAAGGGGGCACAGAUAUUGUUGUCUCGUGAUAAUCAGAUAUCGACCUCUGAUUUACUGUCGGACCCUCAAGCUCGUGCUACACCCCUGGGGUACAGGACUGCCCACAAUGCCGUCCUUUCAAACGGAAAAACAGUUUCUAAUAAUAAUGAUUUUGCGGUCAAACAAAAUAAAUUCGAUAACAGCAUAGACGAUAAUAUAGACGAAGCUAAUGAUACCGUUAUUUCCGAUGCUAAUGCAAAAGGCAGUAUCUAUAGAUUUGUUGCUGAAGACGCAAGGUCGUGGAAAACAAUGAGGGCCACUGCGCCAAAAGUUAGCGAUCUGAAAAAAACAAUGAAUGAAAGGAAUAUUCCGAAUAAUAUGAAGAGGGAUGGCUCUUUUCGGGGUUCUCAAUCAGUGAAAUCUCGUGUCACUAAUAUCACAUUUUUGCUGAAUGAAUUAAAAACUUUUUCAGAGGACGCAAACAAAAUCAAAGAUCCUGAUGAGGAAAAUAUUGUUGGCUUGGAUAAAAUUGAUGUUGCUAGGUCAAAUUCUCUGCGACUCGCACCAAUAUCUAGUCUUUCUGAUCGUAGCAGCAUUGGAAAUAGAAAGUCCUUCUUGCAAAAGACAUCGGGCGGUGAAAACCAAGACGAUGGCUUUAAGGACGCAAACGAAGAUUUACAUUCUUUAAGUUCAAGAGGUAAGAUUUUUUCCUCAACUUGA